AUGUAUCGGAAAGUCAUGAUUAUGCGAGAUUCACCACUUAGAGAAACAGACCACUGGCCGAUAGGACCACCACCAACAGAGGAGCACAUUCAGUCCUUCUUACGCCGAAUGAGAAAUGGUACUGCUGCCGGUGUCGAUACAGUAAAUGUGGAAUUGCUCAAGGCCGCACCAGAACCGCUCAUUAAAGAACUUACUGAACUAAUAAGUGACAUCUGGUUCCAAAACAAAGUUCCAUCAGAAUGGUUGACAACCAUACAGAUACCGAUCCCGAAAAAAGGGCGACCAAAACGGAUUGAGGAUUUUAGAAGAAUCACACUGUGUUCCGUUGCAUACAAGCUGGAUUUCAACGGAACAGAUCGAAUCAUCAACGCUUGUCUCUACGAGGAAACAAUAUUACAAGAUAAUGGAUGCAGGACAACAAAGUACCGCAAAACGACAGGCGUUAAACAGGGGUGUCCUCUUUCUCCCAAUCUGUUCGUUAUUAUACUCCAUGCGAUCUUGGAAACAGUUACAGCAGUCUUGGGCAACUACGACCUUAGCGGAAUUAAUCUAUCACUUCCUCUUCUCCUAGCAUAUGCCGAUGAUUUGAUACUGCUGACAGACAACAAAAAUGACCUCGACCGAUUCGUAGAAGAAUUUUCAGAUGUAGCUCAGGAGGUAGGACUUCGUAUCAACCCCGAGAAAUGCGAGCUGUUAAUCCGAGAUCCACACAAAGUCGAAUUGAACGAUGUACCAACGCUUCAAGUGGGCAAACUAAACAUCAAAGUAGUGGAGAAAAUGAAAUACUUGGGCACAUACAUAACCAGCAAUCUAAACCGGCCUUUGGUAGUACGCGACAGAAUCAAAAUGGCAUAUAAAAUUACGCAUUCACUUCUGCCGUUCUUACGCUUGCACAAACUUCCAAUGAACUUAAUAACGAAAAUAUACAAUACCGUUAUCGCACCAGUAGCUAUAUAUGGAUUGAAAGCAUCAACGAUGACACGCCGAAACAGAAUCUCGCUUACAAAUAUGGAACGUCAGAUACUACGAAUUAUGUCCGAUACGUCGAGUGACAAGCCAUCCAGCACGCAACCAAAAAUAAUGCUACAAAAUAAAACGAUAGUCAAAAGGGUGAUGGUUCAACGAAUACGCUACCACCGGCACAUUGAACGAAGACCACACGAUCAUAUUCUUAAAGUCGCGAGACGCUUUCGAAUCAAUAGCAAGUACAAAGUGGGUCGGCCGUGUUUCAUAUGGGAAGACACAUUACUUAAAGAAGCAGCAAAAUCGGGAACCACCGAUCUGUUACCAAAUGUGGGAGACGACGAAUUCGAUAUGAAAGCUGUAGAACAGGCCAUAUACGACGGCAAUAUAUCCGAAGAAGAAGAAGAAUAA
This is a messenger RNA of Bradysia coprophila, 1374 nucleotides long. RefSeq lists its product as uncharacterized. Lineage: Eukaryota; Metazoa; Arthropoda; Insecta; Diptera; Sciaridae. The record is from RefSeq and is a predicted model, not a curated record.